Messenger RNA from Gymnogyps californianus (California condor), 561 nucleotides. RefSeq names its product scale keratin-like. The coding region runs from base 7 to 372 and encodes 121 amino acids. Gene Ontology annotation, cellular component: intermediate filament. The record is from RefSeq and is a predicted model, not a curated record. Gene Ontology annotation, molecular function: structural constituent of cytoskeleton. The transcript has a single exon. NCBI's taxonomy places the organism in Eukaryota, Metazoa, Chordata, Aves, Accipitriformes, Cathartidae.
UGCAAGAUGUCUUGCUACGACCUGUGCCCACCAAAAACCAGCGUCGCCGUCCCCCAGCCCAUCGCCGAGAGCUGCAACGAGCUGUGCGCCCGCCAGUGCCCCGACUCGACGGCCUUCAUCCAGCCGCCCCCCGUCGUCGUCACCUUCCCCGGCCCCAUCCUCAGCUCCUUCCCCCAGCAAGCCGUGGUGGGCUCCUCCGGAGCCCCCGCCUUUGGGGGCUCCCUGGGGCUGGGGGGCCUCUACGGCGCCGGGGCCACGCAGGGCUCGGGCGGCCUCUGCACCUUUGGCAGACCCUACGCUUCUCCCGCCUGCAGCCCUUGCGUCUUGCCCCGCUACAGCAAGAAGCUCUGGGACACCUGUGGGCCCUGCUAGACCCAGCCCAGCCCCAGGCGCUGCCCCCAGCCCAAACGCCAACACCACCAUCGUCCAUGCAGGGCUGAGCUGGCGGGCAUGAGGCACCGAGGAGUGCUGAGCUGCCCCAGCCCCAGCCAACGCCUGCGCAGCUGGCAGUGCCGCCCACCCUCGGCCCUUCCCUGCCCUCUUCUCCUGCCCUCUGCUCUC